AUGUCUUACCAGAAAAAGCAGCCCACCCCCAUCCCCCCAGUGAUUUGCGGGAAGACCUCCAGCGGCGAAGGCUCUGGCGGAGGCUCUAGCGGCGGCGGCGGCUGCAUCACCUACACUGGCGGCGGCGGCGGCGGCACCGGCGGCGGCGGCUCCGGCUGCGUCAGCUACACCGGGGGCAGCGGCAGCUACACCGGCGGCGGCGGCGGCGGCGGCGGCUCCGGCUGCGUCAGCUACACCGGGGGCAGCGGCAGCUACACCGGCGGCGGCGGCUCCGGCUGCGUCAGCUACACCGGGGGCAGCGGCAGCUACACCGGCGGCGGCGGCGGCGGCGGCUCCGGCUGCGUCAGCUACACAGGCGGCGGCGGCGGCGGCGGCGGCGGCUCCGGCGGCUCCGGCUGCGUCAGCUACACCGGUGGUGGCGGCGGCGGCUCCGGCGGCUACUCCGGCGGCGGCGGCUCCGGCUACUUCUCGCAGCAGAGCAAGCAGACCGUGUACGUGCCCCAGCAGGGGUCCGGCGGCGGCGGCGGCGGCGGCUGCUUCCCCAGCGGUGGGGGCGGCGGAGGGUCCGCCGGGGGCGGCGGCGGCUGCUUCCCCAGCGGUGGGGGCGGCGGCGGCGGCGGCGACUGCUUCCCCAGCGGCGGCGGCGGCGGCGGCGGCGGCGGCUCCUCCGGGGUCUCCGGAGGCUGCUUCCCCAGCGGCGGGGGCGGCGGCGGCUCCUCCGGCGGCGUUUCCGGGGGUGGCAAGGUCUGCCAACAGACCCAGCAGAAACAGGCGCCUACUUGGCCAAGCAAAUAAGGCCUCCGGGAAGCUGCGGAGGAGGAGCUGGAGGUGUUCUCCGUGGGCGCUGGUGGGCUUAACGCGCUCCUGACAGCGCCCUGAGGUGUCCAAGCCAUUCGGUUCUUAACCCACCCAGAAGCCAUGAGCUCUCGGGCUGCAUCUUGUUCUGCAGUUUUUGUCCUUGGUUUCUGUGUGACCACCACCCAACCCCAGGACCUCUUCAGCCAAUAAAAUUUGCAGCUCAUGAGGA
Manis pentadactyla (Chinese pangolin) is the source of this 1027-nucleotide messenger RNA. RefSeq names its product loricrin cornified envelope precursor protein (gene LORICRIN). The transcript is spliced from 2 exons. Gene Ontology annotation, molecular function: structural constituent of skin epidermis. The record is from RefSeq and is a predicted model, not a curated record. NCBI's taxonomy places the organism in Eukaryota, Metazoa, Chordata, Mammalia, Pholidota, Manidae. The coding region runs from base 1 to 795 and encodes 264 amino acids. Gene Ontology annotation, cellular component: cornified envelope.